This is a messenger RNA of Silurus meridionalis, 666 nucleotides long. It is a transcript of the gene her8.2, whose product is annotated as hairy-related 8.2. Gene Ontology annotation, molecular function: protein dimerization activity; DNA-binding transcription factor activity, RNA polymerase II-specific; RNA polymerase II cis-regulatory region sequence-specific DNA binding. Lineage: Eukaryota; Metazoa; Chordata; Actinopteri; Siluriformes; Siluridae. The record is from RefSeq and is a predicted model, not a curated record. Gene Ontology annotation, biological process: regulation of neurogenesis; anterior/posterior pattern specification; regulation of transcription by RNA polymerase II. Bases 80 to 655 code for a protein of 191 amino acids. The transcript is spliced from 4 exons. Gene Ontology annotation, cellular component: nucleus.
CACACACACACACACACACACAAACACACACACACACACGUCCAGGAGUUAGUCAGGAGUACAGUGAAGGUUGAGAGUGAUGACGGCGGCGAGUGCGACCCCGAGCGCAGACAACCAGAACAGCAGCAGGGACGAGAGGAAGCUGAGGAAACCUCUGAUAGAGAGGAAGAGGAGAGAGAGGAUUAAUCACUGCCUGGAGCAGCUCAGAGAGACGAUGGUGGGAGUCUUCGGGCUCGACCAGUCGAAGUUGGAGAAAGCUGAUAUUCUGGAGAUGACAGUUAAACAUCUACAGGAGAUCCAGAGUAGUAAGAUAGCAGGUGAGGGACAGACAGAGCCGAUUCUGGACCCGGAGGCGCAGCAGCGUUACAGCACCGGCUACAUCCAGUGCAUGCAUGAAGUCCACACGCUGCUGCUGUCCUGCGACUGGAUGGACAAAACACUCGGCGCUCGUCUUCUCAACCACCUGCUCCGCUCGCUGCCCAAAUCUGCCCCGUCCAAACCUGAGCCUGAAACACGCCCAAUCCAUCACCAUGAAUCUUCAUCACCACCCCAGGAGGCUCUGCCCACUCAAACUAACCACCACACCAUACUGACCACACCACCUCCCACCAAGAGCCCACAUCUGUCAGCUCUGCAAACAUGGAGGCCUUGGUAGAACAUGUGUGU